Messenger RNA from Lineus longissimus, 2657 nucleotides. RefSeq names its product anaphase-promoting complex subunit 7-like. The transcript has 14 exons. The record is from RefSeq and is a predicted model, not a curated record. The coding region runs from base 72 to 1721 and encodes 549 amino acids. Gene Ontology annotation, biological process: cell division; protein ubiquitination; positive regulation of mitotic metaphase/anaphase transition. Gene Ontology annotation, cellular component: anaphase-promoting complex. NCBI's taxonomy places the organism in Eukaryota, Metazoa, Nemertea, Pilidiophora, Heteronemertea, Lineidae. Gene Ontology annotation, molecular function: protein binding.
GCUUUAAUCUAAAGUUGACAUCUCUGUAAAAUUCUAUUUUCUCUUCGAAUUUCCAAACAAUUCAUCUAUCAAUGAUGAAUAUAUACGAUCAAGUCAAGUCUCUGAAUGAGUCUGGUCUUUAUGAUGACCUUAAAACUGUGUGUUCACUGGUUCUAACUAUGAGUGAGAACAACCUGGAGUUCUUGUCAGUUUGCCAGAAAUAUCAAAUAACAGUCUUUUAUGGAAAUGCCUUGUAUCAGAACGAAGAAUACAAGAAAUCAGAGUCAGUUUAUCGGAAAGCUCUGCAUCUGAAGAAACUCAUCAACAAAACGAAAGGCAAGAGCCCACACGGGGAGCUUGUGUCAGAAGUUGAUGUGAAAUACAGGAUCCAUUUGUGUCAUAAUCAACUGAAACAAUACAGAGAAGCUAUUGGUGUGCUUGAAGGCAUUAACAGUAAACAGAGAACUGCUAGGAUUAACAUGGCGCUUGGUCAGCUUUACCAGAGAACUGGAAUGGAUAGAUCUGCUAUUACGUGUUUUAAAGAAGUCCUCAGAGAAUGUCCAUUGUCACUGGAGGCUGCUCAAGGUUUGCUGGUUUUGGGUGUGAAGGGUACUGAAGUCACCUCCCUCAUGAUGGCCGGCCUAUCAGGCGUGGCUAACUUAGAUUGGUUAUCAUCAUGGAUCAAAGCACACUCAUUUGCUGCCUCCCGGGAAUAUAACAAUGCUAUAAGUACAUUCAAGAAUCUGGAUACAAAGGCAUGUCUACGAGAUAGUGUGAAUAUCUUGUGUAGUCUUGGCGAAUCCUACGUCCUGAAUGGCGACUAUAACGCAGCCAUUAUGGUGUUACAGCGUGCUCGAUCAAUCGAUCCCCUUCUUCUGAAGAACAUGGAUAUAUUAGCAUUCGUGUUAGCCAAAGAGAAGAAGGUCAAAGAUCUUGAGAAUCUGUCCAGUCAUCUUGUGACUAUUACAGAGAAUGCACCAGAGCCUUGGAUUGCACUUGGAUAUUAUUCUAUGAUUACGAAAAAGGGGACGAGGGCUGUCUACUUUGCUCAGAAGGCCUUCACCCUUGACAACCGAAGUGUCCAGGCCCUUCUUCUCAAAGGCGUUGGAUUACUAGAGCUGAAGAGAAUAACAGAAGCGAUCAUGCAUUUUAGGGAAGCUUUGAGAUUGGCGCCACACCGAUAUGAAGCUCAUAAAGGGCUUGUUGACUCGUAUAUUGCUAAUCAUCGUAAUAGAGAGGCCAUCACACUUGCUGGAAAUGCAGUCAAACAUCUUGGAACUACAGCAAGGUCCCUCACAUUAUAUGCGUCGGUGCUUGCUAAGGAACAAAUGUCAAUUGAUAAGGCUAAAAAUUGUCUUGAGAAAGCCAUGAGGAUAGAUCCAUUCAACCUUGACGCUGUGUACGUUAUGGCAGAUAUCCUAAGCAGUCAACAGCAGUUUGAAGCAGGCAUCACUCUGUUACGGAAUACUCUCCGAUCACAAAGUACACACAAGCUUCACCAACUCCUUGGUGAUUUCCUCACUCACACCAACGAACACCAGGAGGCGCUGGAUCAAUACAGCAUUGCACUGAGCCUAGACCAUACAAACACUAGAGCACGUGAUGGCAUGGAACGAGUACAGAAGCAUAAUGAUAUGGGCAUCGAGAGUCCGUACGAGAUGGAAUUGGAGGAAAUAAGUGACAACGAGGCGGCGCUGGACGGCAGUGAUAUGGAAAGUGGAUGGUCCGACACGGACUUAUGACAGCAGGAAGAUAUGCAUGCAUUUGCUGUUUGAAAAUAGACUUUACAUGUACAUGUACUUCUUUCAUAUUACUUCAAAGAAGCGCUGUAAUGGGUUUCUGAUUAUACCGAUGUGCAUGCGUUCAUACUUUAUACAUACAAAAUUCGUUUGCCGUUAGUAGCUGAUGAGGUCUUUGGGAUAUGUUAAAUUUGCCUCCAUUGGUGCGUGUAAGUGCGGGGUUGACUACAUGUACAGUGAAAUUCAUGAGACUUGGUUGGAUCAUUUUGACAGUACAGUGUAGGAUAAAGAGAUGUGAAUCACUUCGACUGUGGAUAUCUCUUGAAUUCAAUAGGAAGAGAGGAACAGUCUGCACAUGUUUACUGUCAGAAUAGGUUCCUUUUGGCAGCAGAUUAACGUAACUCAUACAGAAGAAAGGUUCUGGCAUCUUCUUUCUGAUGACAUGACACUAAUAUAUGACAUGUAUGAUGAGAAUUUAUGUUUUGUAACUAAGCACACUGAUAAUUUUGUGACAGCAUGUUGUGCAUGAAUUUGCUGUAGGAAUACAAAUGUAUGAACUGAUAUGAUAAAAGUCCAAAAUACAAUGUACAUGUACAUGUACUGAGCAGAGGCAAUAAUGGUGCAAAAUCUUUUCAGUAGACUAGUGCUGUUGGCUACAAUGUACAUGCAUAUUGUACAUGUACAUGUACAUGCACUUUUUCGGAUGGUCAGUAAGUGCACAAGACUUUGACACUGCCAUGGUACAUUGUAUCUGACAGGCAGGAACCUUUAUGAAUAGCACUAUAUAACUAAAUGUAGAACGUACUAUGAUAUACAUGUAACAAUAUGAAUCUGUAUUUUACCCUUUUGCAUUUAACUAACUGUCAGAAGAUACCUUAUUGCUGUACACCUCGUAUAUUUAUUUUACUAUGUUGUAAAUGUAUACUUUGAUAGAAAAUU